Messenger RNA from Pseudomyrmex gracilis, 1264 nucleotides. RefSeq lists its product as uncharacterized. The record is from RefSeq and is a predicted model, not a curated record. The transcript has 6 exons. The coding region runs from base 263 to 886 and encodes 207 amino acids. NCBI's taxonomy places the organism in Eukaryota, Metazoa, Arthropoda, Insecta, Hymenoptera, Formicidae.
GUGGACUUCUGACCGGCUUGACAGUGCAAUUAAUUUUUGAUGCGAUAAUUACCGACCUUUCGACCGACCGCUAAAACCAGUCCAACAACCUUUACACAUUCUCUUGGGCCUGGCCGCUCUCAGGCUUCGCUCUGGUCCAGUGUUGCUUCUUUUAAUCGCGUGAGGUCUUUGUAAUCACCUGGAGUUUUCCGUUAUUAAAUAGCGGCUUUUGAAAGAUCGUCGAUUGUGUUGCAAUUUGAAUUUUACCGUGCAACUUGCAAGAAUGGAGGAAAUUCAAAAACUGAGAUGUGAACAUGUGAAAACCAAAUCAUCGGAGAUCAAAAAUUUAAUGGAAUCGCAGAUGCAAUUCACCAAUGAGAUUCGAAAAAUUCAAGAACAAAAACUUCAUGAGGAUGAGAAUACAAUGAAGCAGUUAAUGAUAUCAUGUCUCCUUCGAAAAAAUGCACUCGAAGAAGCAACUAAAUCUCUCGAGAAGAAAAAUGAAGAAUACUUGGAGUUUAAAAAUUAUCUUGACAUGGCAAUGGAUAUACAUACGUCAGCAGUAAACGAGAAGAAACAAAUGCAGGAAAAACUAAACAAUUUGAAAUCUAAUAAACCAAACUUACAAGAUCAAAAAUUGCUAGACCAAGGAAGAAGUAAAUUUAAUUAUUAUAAAACCUUAACACGGAUUCAUUGGGAUUUUGAAGCUAUGAUAGAGCAGCGUAGCAUCGUAGGUUAUAUUACAAACGGAGACAACUAUAUCAAGCAUUUUAACUUUAAAACUCAAAAGGCUAAUACCAACAUAAUCAACAAACUCUGGCAGGAAAUAUUGUUAUCCACCAAAUAUGAUGAGGACAAUGAAAGUGUUAAUGAUGAAAAUCGCGAACCAAACACAUUGCCAAAAUAAUAUAAUAAAUAAUAUAAAUACCUCUGAGUAAGUAAGUGAAUGAGUCAGAGAGAAAGAGAAAGUGAGUGAGCGAACAAUACAUGUAAAUACACACACGCACACAUAUAUAAUAUACAUAUAGAAAAUUAGAUAAGUUUUAGUCAUUUCUCUCUUGAUUUAAAAUUUAAAUUAUAAGUAAAUUGUAAAUGUAAAUUGUACAUUUUAACGUAGCUUUGCAUUAUUCUUAAUCGAUUGUAAAAUACAAGCUAUUUAAUUGUGUUUUUUAUACAGCAAAAACAAUAUCCGUGAAGUAAAUGAGAUCGCUACUGCAAAGCUAUAUUGAAAUGUGGUAUAAGUGUAAAACGAAAAGUUGUUAAAUAAACUACUUAUUCAAACUGA